Molecule: messenger RNA, 4356 nt
Organism: Drosophila ficusphila
Lineage: Eukaryota; Metazoa; Arthropoda; Insecta; Diptera; Drosophilidae
Gene: dpp
Product: protein decapentaplegic
Exons: 3
Coding region: 1122-3005 (627 amino acids)
Biological process (GO): BMP signaling pathway; SMAD protein signal transduction
Cellular component (GO): extracellular region
Molecular function (GO): cytokine activity; growth factor activity
Source: RefSeq, a predicted model, not a curated record
CGGCGCUGAUCGAGUUUGAAUCUACUGCGAACCGAGCGGCGGAAAGUGAGCCAAAGCUUUCGAGGAAAAUUCUCGGGCCAGCUGAAAACACAGAAAAAGCAUCUUACAGAUUCGCGGCGCGUGAAGAUCCCAAAUAAAAACAAAAAGUAAAAGAUCUCGGUGCGGAAACAAAGAAAUUGAGGCAUCUCGGUUGUUUUGCGCGAGUGUGUGGAAUGUCAACUGACGGGUUGUAAAGGGAAACCCUGAAAUCCGAACAGCCAGCCAAAGCAAAUAAAGCUGUGAAUACGAAAUGCGAAGUACAACAAACAGAUACAGAUACAUUCACAGAUAGAGAAACAGAUACUGGAGAUGCCCCCAGAAGAUACGGCCAGUGAGUGGGUUUAAGGCCGAGGCAAACAUAGUGCGUAGCGCGAGUGUCGGUCGGAAAAUAUGUGGAUUACUUUCGAACCGUCAGCCGAAGGAGCCGCCGGGUGACAGGUGCAUCCCGCAGAUCAACGAGGACACCCGAGGACACCGAACCUAAAAUCCCAAAUCUAAAAUCCCAAAUCCCAAUCCAGGGUGUCAUGUGCCGCGGCAUUCGCAACGCAGCCACUUCAAACGACCAGGCGCGCCUCGAAUGCGGCAACACAAUUUUCAACAAGAACUCCAUCUACUUCAUCUACAAUUACCGAAGGAAAACAGUAGCCGUCGCGGGCCCAGAUCCAAAAGAACAUCCCUAUCAGAUAUUUACACAAGCGUUGUGAUUUAUUUGAAAAGCGAAACGAGCGCCAUAAACAUCUGUAAAUUGUGCAAAUAUAUCCAAGUGUAACCGAAAGCCGCUCGCCGCGAUAACGUCUCCCAUUCCCAUUCCCAUUCGGAUUUCGAUUCCGAUUUCGAGUCCCCGAUUCCGAUCCCGAUCCGAUCCCGUCAUAAAUUCAGUGGAACGAAAAGUGUACGAGACAGUUGGUCGCUCCUAUUUUGCUUGCUUUCCCGACCGGGCGAUCCAUCACACGGCUUUCGAAUUAAUAACCGAACACAUGUCGUAUCGAUAUUCGACUUGAGCGAUACGGGCCGGAGAUCCAAUAUCAAGCGAUACCACUCGACCAUAGGAAACUUUAUAAGACUGAGAGUUGCAAGCGACCAUGCGCGCAUGGCUUCUACUCCUCGCAGUGCUGGCGACCUUUCAAACGAUCGUUCGAGUUGCUAGCACCGAGGAUAUAUCCCAGAGAUUCAUCGCCGCCAUAGCGCCCGUUGUGCCACCGCUCCAGCUUCCGCUGGAGUCAGGAUCAGGAUCCGGAUCAGGACCUCGAUCUCGGCCAGGAUCGGCCGGAGCCAGCGCACCCAGCACAGCAUUAGCGAAAGCAUUUAACCCGUUCUUCAGCGAGUCCGCGCCGUUCAGUGAUAGCAGUGAUAAAAGCCAUUCGCCGACUAAAAAUAACAAAAACAACAAGCGAAAUAACAACAACAAGAAAAAUAGCAAAAGUGACGCGAGCCGAGAGUUCAACGAAGUGCAUAAACCAAGAACAGACCAAUUAGAAAAUUCCAAAAAUAAGUCUAAACAACUAGUUAAUAACCCAAAACCCAACAAAAUGGCUGUCAAGGAACAGAAACAGCAGCAGCAGCACAAGAAGCAGCGGCAGCACCACCACCAUCACAACAGCAACAGCAACAACAGUAACAACAACAACAACCACAAUCGGAGCCACCAGCCGAGCAGCCAAAGUGCAUCCACAGAAUCUCAUCAAUCCUCGAUUGAAUCCAUCUUCGUGGAGGAGCCGACGCUGGUGCUCGACCGCGAGGUGGCCUCCAUCAAUGUGCCGGCGAACGCCGCGGCCAUCGUGGCCGAGCAGGGUCCGUCCACCUACAGCAAGGAGGCGCUGAUCAAGGACAAGCUCAAGCCGGACCCCUCCACUCUAGUCGAGAUCGAGAAGAGCCUGCUCUCGCUGUUCAACAUGAAGCGGCCGCCCAAGAUCGACCGCUCCAAGAUCAUCAUCCCCGAGCCGAUGAAGAAGCUCUACGCCGAGAUCAUGGGCCACGAGCUCGACUCGGUCAACAUCCCCAAGCCGGGCCUGCUGACCAAGUCGGCCAACACAGUGCGAAGUUUUACACACAAAGAUAGUAAAAUCGAUGAUCGGUUCCCGCACCACCACCGGUUUCGCCUGCACUUCGACGUGAAGAGCAUCCCCGGCGACGAGAAGCUGAAGGCCGCCGAGCUGCAGCUGACGCGGGACGCGCUCAGCCAGCAGGUGGUGGCCAGGUCGUCGUCCGCCAACCGGACGCGCUACCAGGUGCUCGUCUACGACAUCACGCGGGUGGGCGUGCGCGGCCAGCGGGAGCCGAGCUAUCUGCUGCUGGACACCAAGACGGUCCGGCUGAACAGCACGGACACGGUGAGCCUCGACGUCCAGCCGGCCGUGGACCGGUGGCUGGCCAGUCCGCAGCGCAACUACGGCCUGCUGGUGGAGGUGCGGACGGUCCGCUCCCUGAAGCCGGCGCCGCACCACCAUGUGCGCCUGCGCCGCAGCGCGGACGAGGCGCACGAGCGGUGGCAGCACAAGCAGCCGCUGCUCUUCACCUACACCGACGACGGGCGGCACAAGGCGCGCUCCAUCCGCGACGUGUCCUCCAGCGGAGGGGGUGAGGGGGGCGGCAAGGGGGGUGGGCGGAACAAGCGGCAGCCGAGGAGACAGCCGCGGCGGAAGAACCACGACGACACCUGCCGCCGGCACUCGCUCUACGUGGACUUCUCCGAUGUCGGAUGGGACGACUGGAUUGUGGCGCCGCUGGGCUACGACGCGUACUACUGCCAUGGGAAGUGCCCCUUCCCGCUGGCCGACCACUUCAACUCGACGAACCACGCGGUGGUGCAGACGCUGGUCAACAACAUGAAUCCCGGCAAGGUGCCGAAGGCGUGCUGCGUGCCCACGCAACUGGACAGCGUGGCCAUGCUCUAUCUCAACGACCAAAGUACGGUGGUGCUGAAGAACUACCAGGAGAUGACCGUGGUGGGCUGUGGCUGUCGAUAGAUUCGCACCACCAUCAUCGCACCUUUGCACCUUUGCACCAUCGCACCACCACCACCACUAGAAAGCACCACCUUGCAACUGCAAUCGCAAAAAGGUGCAAAUGGGUGGAGAUCGCGAGCGAGAGAGCAUCAAAUGCUGUUUGGUUCCAAGCCGUCAAUGCUUUAAACACAACGCAAACAAAAUGGACUGAAUAUUUGAAUUUUAAGUGUAAAUCGUUAGACUUUAGUCGUUAACUAGCGGCAGCCACGCCCACAUCCACGCACCCCUAGAGAAAUCCGCCAGCCAGCCAGCCACCGCCCACCUUGGAUCCUCUGUCGGUUUCCCCAGCCAGGCUGGGGAAAAGUCACAGAUCAGAGCGAUUCGUCGAGAGCCGAUAGCCGAGAGCCUAGUCCACUGUAAAUAGCCGCCAUGCCACGCCCCCAGCCCCCUAAAGAACCACCCAUCCGUCAGAUACUUUCGUAUCUGUGUGAGCUGCUGCUGCCGAGGAAGAUGAAGAGGAAGAGGAAGAGGAGGAGAGGAAGGAGGAGUAAAGUAAGCGUAAGAGCGACCAAUUGAACAAAUUGUAUAAAAAUGCUAAUAUAUAUAUAGACGAGUAUAUAUAUAUAUGUGAAACAACCUUAUCGAUGCGAACUGGUAUCUAUGUAUGUACAUGUUUGUGGAGAGGAGAACUAUUCUACUAGCCGUUUUUGUUAAUAAUUUUAUAAAGCAAUAGCAAACCACUUGUAAAUUAACUAGCGAGAGUGUAAUCGAAUAAUGACUUGAAAUUACCUAGGAACUAUCGAGUAUCGUAGUUGUAGACCGAUGUUGCAUAUGUAACUCUCUUGUAUAUGUACUAAAUACCUAUAUACUUAUAUGCAAUACACACACCAGCACACACACACACACAAACACACUCAUCCAUAAGCACACACACACUCAAACAUAUCGACGAAAGGGUAUUCAAGCCUCGUUCCGAAUUCAACUAAACGUAACUGUAUAAACAAACGUAUGCUCUAUAAAUAUAUGAAUAACUAUUUACAUCGUUAUGCGUUCUAAGCUAAGCUCGAAUAAAUCCGUAAACGUUAAUUAAUCUAGAGAUCUAAGACCUAACGCCUAAGCUCAGCAUGUUGGAUAAAUUAAUAGAAACGAAAGAAAGAGAAAGAAAUGAAAACCCACAAAAAGAAAACCGAUGAGAGGAAAAUAUCGAUUCGUGCCUGAUGUUGCAGAGCACGAUUUGUAUAUGUAAUUUUUCACAUAAACUUUAUUAUUUUAUUUAUUUAAAACAAAGCAUAUUUUUGAUGACGACGAUGAUGAUGAUGAUGCGGGAGCUAUGAGGAAAAGAAAGAAGGAAAAUAUAAAAGAAAAACAAUUU